Molecule: messenger RNA, 382 nt
Organism: Cylicostephanus goldi
Lineage: Eukaryota; Metazoa; Nematoda; Chromadorea; Rhabditida; Strongylidae
Source: the annotation of a GenBank genome assembly
CCAAAACACCCUAUUUUGUUGCUACGAUCACUGUAAGUAGAGAUCACGUUUUUUUCUCCUGAUCAGCGACUGAGCUUGUCUAUUUUAGGAAAUUCAACGUUUGGCUUCGAUCUUGAAAUUGAAUAUUUUCCGACAAGCUGAAGCGGACACUGAAAUUGGGGAAUGUCCGAUUCCGAAGGGUACUGUAGUAUCAGCUGAACUAUGUCUUCUCCUCAACGAUGAGAGCAAAUUUCCAAAUCCCGAUAAGUUCGAUCCGUCCAGAUUUGUUCACGAUCCCUCUCUAGCCUCAAUGGUUGCUCCAUUUGGUUUGGGUAGGAGAGCAUGUCUCGGAGAAUCACUAGCCAGAGCUGAGCUUUAUUUGGUAAUAUCUUCUUUCUUGUAG